AUGUUUAGAACAAUAUUUUUCGUGUGUUUGUCUCUUUGUGUAGCACUCGCUAAACACGAGCAGUAUGAGGGUGCUGCCGUGUAUGAUGUGACUGUUACCACUAAGGAGCAGGCACAACUCGUGAAUCAGCUGGAGAAUGAGAUUUUUGUCGAUGUCUUGUCUCACGCCAUUCCCGGAAGAACUGGUCAAGUCCUUGUACCGAAAGAACAGAGGGAGCAAUUCCAAAAUGAACUGUCAAACUCUGGGAUAGAGUUCGAAAUUGUAACUGAAAAUGUUGUUGAACAGUUACAACUUGAAGAUGAAUUGUUAGCCGCUGCUUCGAAGAAAAGCAACAGAUCUGCUUCCAGAAUUGGACUUUCCUUUGACACUAUCCACAGAUACAGCGUUGUCGACCAAUAUUUAGUAGAUUUAGCAGAGGCAUACCCUGAUAUUGUCACCGUGGUAUCAGGUGGUGAAAGUUUUGAAGGCCGAGAUAUUAAAUAUUUGAAGAUCUCCACAACCAACUUCCAGGAUAGAAGUAAGCCCAUUGUGUACAUUCAAUCACUUCUACAUGCCCGUGAAUGGAUCACACUCCCUGCAACCUUGUACGCUAUUGAGAAGCUCGUCAUCGAUGUAGUGGAACAGGACCUGCAGCAAGAUAUUGACUGGAUCAUCGUGCCUAUUGCUAACCCUGAUGGAUAUGAGUUCUCCCACACCAACACUAGAUUCUGGAGAAAGAAUCGCGCCACUGGUUACUCUGUUGGAAAUACUUGCAUUGGUGUAGACCUUAAUCGCAACUUUGAUAUACUCUGGGGUACAGCUUCCAGCAACAGCGCCUGUUCUGAAACCUUCCACGGUAGAGGACCUGCAUCAGAGCCAGAAAUUGUUGCACUACAGAAUAUUCUCGGUGAAGAUGUAAAUCGAGUUGAACUGGUUCUCGAUGUUCACAGUUAUGGCAGCUUGAUCUUAUAUGGUUGGGGAACUGGCCAAUUACCACCAAAUGGUCUUAUUAUUAAUUACGUUGGAGUUAUUAUGGCUCAAGCUAUAGACAGAGUUAAAUGGCCAACUAAUAUCAAUUAUAUUGUAGGCAAUUCUUUCCAAGUACUCUAUGGUUCGUCUGGAAGUACCGCUGAUUAUGGUCUAGCGAUUGGCUCACCUCUGUCAUAUACUUAUGAGUUACCAGCUUACAGAAACAGCGGCGGAUUGAACGGCUUCCUCGUCGACCCUGACUUCAUUGAGCAGGCCGGAUUUGAAACUUGGGAAGGUAUCAAAGAAGGAGCUAGAUUUGCAAGAGAUAAUUUUAGAAGAAGACAAGGUCAUUGA
Achroia grisella is the source of this 1302-nucleotide messenger RNA. Its product is annotated as carboxypeptidase B-like. Gene Ontology annotation, molecular function: metallocarboxypeptidase activity; zinc ion binding. The record is from RefSeq and is a predicted model, not a curated record. The transcript is spliced from 6 exons. Bases 1 to 1302 code for a protein of 433 amino acids. Gene Ontology annotation, biological process: proteolysis. Lineage: Eukaryota; Metazoa; Arthropoda; Insecta; Lepidoptera; Pyralidae.